UGAGGGGAGAAUGGAGAGACAAAUCCUCGGUCUGUUACUGCGGAGCCGCUUCCGGACAGAAGCAGAUCCCUGCUGCCCCGCGCGCCACUGAAAAAAAUCUUGUCCACUCCGCGCUCCCCUCUCUGUGGGGGGGAGCGGGGAGGAGAACGAGGCUUGGGCAGGCUGUUAAGCUGUCAAUCCGCAGCUGAACAGCAUGCAGUCCUUUCGGGAGCAGAGCAGUUACCACGGAAACCAACAGAACUACCCACAGGAAGUACAUGGUGCAUCCCGGCUAGAGGAAUUUAGCACUCGCCAGCAAGCUCAGAUGUUUCAGAGCUUUGGAGGAGGUGGCAGUACUAGUGGACGUCGUGAAACAACAGGAAACUCUGCAUCUAUGGGUAGUGAAAGCUCUGGACAUCAGAGUUAUCAAGGUUUCAGAAAAGAAGCAGGAGAAUUCUAUUAUAUGGCAUCCAGCAAGGAUCCUUCAGCAGCAGGAGGACAACAGCUUCCUCAGCGUAGGCCUUCUGGACCAGUACAGAGCUAUGGACCACCUCAAGGCAGCAGCUUUGGGAGUCAGUAUGGAAGUGAAAGUCACGUGAACCAGUUUCAAACACAACACUCGUCACUUAGUGGAGUAACACAUUAUCAGCAGGACUAUACUGGUCCUUUCUCCCCAGGCACUGCUCAGUACCAGCAGCCAGCAUCUAGCCAACAACAGCAACAAGCGCAGCAAAUGAGGCAGCAGCUUUAUCAAUCUCAUCAGCCUUUACCACAGGCCUCCAACCAAUCUGCCUCUAACACACCUCAUUUGCAGUCAAUUCAACGCCCUUCAAAUCUGCCUUCAUCUACUUCUAGCUAUCCAUUAAGAAUAGGUCAGUAUAGUCAGCACUAUCAACCUCCUGUUUCUUCCUCUUCUUCAUUUCCUUCUCCUCAACGUUUUGGUCAAUCUGGACAGAACUAUGAUGGUAAUUAUACUGUGAAUGCUGGUUCACAGUAUGAAGGACUUGUUGUAGGUUCAAGUGCACAAGCUUACGGGACUCAGUCAAAUUAUAGCUUUCAGACACAGCCAAUGAAAAACUUUGAGCAGUCAAAGUUGACCCAAGGGACUCAACAGGCACAAGGACAAGGACAACAGGCACAACAACAGCAGGCUCCUUCGCAACAUGUAAUGCAGUAUUCAAAUACUGCUUCCAAAUUGUCUCUUCAAAGUCAAGUGGGACAGUACAAUCAAGCUGAGGUCCCUGUAAGAUCACCCAUGCAGUUCCAUCAGAAUUUUAGUCCUAUAUCUAACCCGUCACCAGCUGCCUCUGUGGUUCAAUCUCCAAGCUGCAGUUCCACACCAUCUCCUCUCAUGCCAAGUGGUGAGAAUCUUCAGUGUGGACAAAGCAACAUUCCAGUAGCCUCUAGAAACCGCAUUUUACAAAUGAUGCCUCAGCUUAGUCCAACACCUUCCAUGAUGCCAAGUCCCAGUGCUCAGGGUGCAGGGUUCAAAGGAUUUGGGCUUGAAGGCUUGCAGGAAAAAAGACUUACAGAUCCAGGACUAAGCAGUUUAAGUGCCCUGAGUAGUCAAGUAGCUAAUCUUCCCAAUACAGUUCAGCACAUGUUACUCUCAGAUGCUUUGGUGCCCCAGAAGAAAAGCUCAAAAAAAUCAUCAAAAAAAACAGAGAGCUGUACAAACUCAGAAGGUUCCUCUCAGGCAGAAGAACAGCUUAAGUCUCCACUAGCAGAGUCCAUUGAUGGUGGCUGUUCCAGUAGUUCAGAAGAUCAAGGAGAAAGGGUGAGACAAUUGAGUGGUCAGAGCACCAGUUCUGACACCACUUAUAAGGGGGGUAAUUUAGAGAAAUCUCAGUCAUCACCAGCACAGCCAUCUCAAAAUGAACCUGCAAAAAUCACUACCAGCUCUGCAGUUGAGGAAGAAGCAUCCUCCCCUCCUGAUGGAAAAGAGGCCUUGAUUUCUGUGGAGGUCCCCCCAAAGAUCAAUGAAAAGACAGUUGGCGUGAUAGUCUCCAGAGAAGCUAUGUCAGGAAGAGUGGAAAAAUCAAGUGGACAGGAUAAAUCCCAACAAGAUGAUGCUUCUACAAGUGCUCAAGCAUUGCCUUCUGCCUCUGCAGUGAAAGAGACUGGUCUUGUAGGAGCUCAGCAAGAGUCACAAGGCGGAAAUAAAGGAAGCAGAGCUGGGGACAGCAGCACUAAUCAUAAUGAAGAUGGAAACAAUCCACCUGGUCAUGCUGCUAUUGGCUCUAGUUUCUCAAGCAGAACAGAGCCUUCUAAAUCCCCUGCUAGCUUGAGGUACAGUUUCAAAGAUAGUAUUGGGGUUAAUAUGCAAAGAACUUCUGGUACCUUUUCACAAUAUCCUUCAGGCCAGGAUAAAGAGUUUUCAAUGCAUAGUGAGCGAAAGGGCAGGAAUGAAAAAUUUCCCAGUCUAUUGCAGGAAGUUCUGCAAGGCUAUCACCAUCAUCCUGACAGGAGAUAUUCUAGAAAUGCCCAAGAUCAGCAUGGAAUCAGUGGAAGUUUAGAAGGUAGCAUGAGACCCAAUGUUCUGGUUAAUCAAACAAAUGAACUAAGUAACAGAGGCCUUUUAAAUAAAAGUAUUGGAUCUCUUAUGGAAGGUUCACACUGGGGACACUGGGAUAGAAAAUUAAGUGGCAAUACAGCCGAGAUAAAACAGAUAAAUUUGGUAGAUUAUCCUAUACCUAGAAAGUUUGACUUAGAUUCUACAGCUCAUGAAGCUGGAGGAGUCUCCGAGAGAAGAUCAGUUAUUUGUGAUAUAUCACCUUUGAGGCAGAUUGCUAGAGAUUCUGGGCCACAUUCUGGAGGGCAUAUAAGUACUGAUGGCAGGAGUGGAAGAAGUGACCGUCUGACUUCUGGUUUAAAUCAGUCAGUCAUCCUCCCUGGUGGCCUCGUAGCCAUAGAAGCCAAACUAAAGUCUCACAGUGGGCAGAUUAAGGAGGAGGAUUUUGAACCUAAGACUUCUGCCAGCCUCAACAACAAAAAAUCGGGAGAUCAUUGUCACCAUGCCAGUUUUAAACAUGAAUCUUACCGAGGGAAUGCUAGCCCUGGAGCUGCAACACUUGAUUCUGCAUCAGACUACCUGCUACAACAGGAUAGCCGAACAACACAGAUGAGACGAGGACCUAGCAGAAUAGGAAGCAGCCGAGAAGGAAUGAGAGGUAAAUCCCCCUCUCAAUUUCAUGAUCUGGCAGAUAAGUUAAAGAUGUCACCUGGAAGAAACAGAGGUCCAGGGACAGAUCUUCAUCAGAUGAAUCCACAUAUGGUGCUUUCUGACAGGGUCAACCGGAGUUCCUUACAUACUUCUUUCUCUUCAAAUUCUGAAAGUUCAUCUUUGGCUUCAGCAUAUCAUGGUAAUUCCCGAUCCCAUGUUUAUGGUGAUCCCAACCAAGGACUGAAUUCCCAGUAUCACUAUAAAAGACAGCUAUACCAUCAACAACAAGAGGAUUAUAAAGAUUGGAGUAGCAAUUCUGCUCAGGGUGUAAUUGCUGCAGCUCAACAUAGGCAGGAGACAGCUAGAAAGAGCCCAAGACAGCAACAAUUCUUAGAUAGAGUAAGGAGUCCUUUAAAAAAUGACAAGGAUGGAAUGAUGUAUCUCCAUUCUGGUUCUUACCAUGAUGUGGGGUGCCAAGAAACCAACCGUUGUUUGUUGGGGGGAGAAAGCACUCAUCAAAAUAAGUGUUUGGAAAUUAAACACAUGAAUCAAAAGAUUCAGCAACAUGAAUCAGGUUGGGAUCUUUCCCGUCAGUUAACUCCUGGAAAGAACAGUGGCUCUCUAGGGACAAGUCAGAAGAGAUUUAUUUCACAAAAUAGUGAUACACAUAGGCGAGAUGAUGUUGGUGAUGUACUUAAAUCUGCUAAUGCCAUGGUAAGAAUUCCUGGCCAAGAAGAUCAAUCUCCUCAAAAUCCUUUAAUAAUGAGAAGACGAGUCCGCUCAUUCAUUUCUCCUAUUCCAAGCAAGAGGCAGUUGCAGGAAAUGAAAACUAGUGGGAUUGAUGACAAAGGACGCAUAUUCCCUUCAUCAAAGGAUGGAGUUGAUAAAACUCUCAAUUCUUAUGCCCAUUCCUCUCAAAACCAAGAUAUUGGCAGAUCAUUCUCAAAAGGAGAAUCAUCUAGGAAUCUUCCAAGUCCUGAUAAUCGAAACUGUUCCGGUGUUUCCAUCACAAGCCCAGCUAAAACAAAAAUUCUUCCCCCACGAAAGGGUCGUGGAUUAAAGUUGGAAGCUAUUGUUCAAAAAAUCACCUCUCCCAGUGUUAGGAGGAGUGCAUCUUCAAAUUGUGCUGAGACUGGUGCAGAUGCAGUCACUCUUGAUGAUAUUCUGUCUCUAAAGAGUGGCCGCCCAGAGAGUGGGAAUAUUGUCAAUCAUGAAGUAGGCGAAGAAAAUAUAAAAGUAGAAGUGUUAGAUCGAGAAAAUCAAGUACUGACCAAUGAAAUUUCUCGGACAAUAUCUUCUGAAGAUUGGCAUGAUGAUAGAGAUGAGAUUGUGAAAAAAGAGGUUUCUGAACAUGCCACUGUUGGCAAGGACAGUUCAGUGGCUGUCUUGAUUCCAGCAUCUUCGCAGAAAUCUUUUGGUCAAGGAAGAAUAGAUGGAUCUGUAAAUUUUUCUGAAUCAAAAUCAAUUCAGCCAACCAAUAUUUUGGCUCCUGAAACAAAUGUAAAGCCAGAAGAAAAAGAUGGAGGUACCAUUAUGACACCCAAGUCAGAUCCCUUUCCACCAAAGGGAUAUUUCCCUUCUGGUAAGAAAAAAGGAAGACCUAUCGGUAGUGUAAACAAGCAAAAGAAGCAGCAACAAUUACCGCUUCCAUUAGUGCCAGAAGCAGUGCAGCUAUCGGAGGAGGCAGUAGACGGCGAACCAAAACCUAAGAGACAGCGAAGAGAGAGGAGGAAAACUACAGCACAGCCACGAAAACGGAAACCAAGACGAGCUGCUCCCAUUGUGGAGCCUCAAGAACCAGAAAUCAAACUAAAAUAUGCUAUUCAGUCUCUUGAUAAAACUGAUACUAGGAAUAAAUCUUUUUUCCCUUACAUUCAUGUGGUAAACAAAUGCGAGCUAGGUGCUGUAUGCACAAUAAUUAAUGCAGAAGAAGAAGAGCAGAAUAAAUUGAUGAGAGGUCGAAAAGGACAGAGGUCAUCAACGCCACCUCCUAGCAACGCUGAGAGUAAAGUACUGCCUACUUCCUCUUUUAUGCUACAAGGUCCUGUUGUAACAGAGUCAUCUGUUAUGGGCCAUCUAGUCUGUUGCCUUUGUGGCAAAUGGGCCAGCUACCGCAACAUGGGUGAUCUCUUUGGACCUUUCUAUCCGCAAGAUUAUGCAGCCACACUGCCUAAGAAUCCCCCUCCUAAGAAGUCCACAGAGAUGCAAAACAAGAUCAAAGUACGACAUAAAAGUCUUUCUAAUGGUUCCAAGACUGACACAGAGGAAGAAGAGGAGGAACAAGAGCAGAAAGAACAGAGAAGCCUGGCUGCCCACCCACGUUUUAAAAGACGACAUCGCUCUGAGGACUGUGCUGGGGCUUCUCGGUCACUUUCUAGAGGCACUGCUUGUAAAAAAGCAACCACUGAGAGUGGCAGUGUUGGUGAAAAUACUUCUUCAGACUCUAAACCCCCCAUACCUACUUCUGAAGGUAGUCCCGAGUUGGAGCUACAAAUUCCUGAACUACCUCUUGAUAGCAAUGAAUUUUGGGUCCAUGAGGGCUGUAUCCUCUGGGCCAAUGGGAUUUACCUAGUCUGUGGCAGGCUUUAUGGGCUGCAAGAAGCUGUGGAAAUAGCUAAAGAGAUGAAAUGUUCUCAUUGCCAGGAACCAGGAGCCACCUUAGGCUGCUACAACAAAGGCUGCUCCUUCCGGUAUCAUUAUCCAUGUGCCAUUGAUGCAGAUUGUUUACUAAAUGAAGAUAAUUUCUCAGUGAGGUGCCCCAAGCACAAGCCCCCCCCUCCUUGCUCUCUUCCCCCCAUGCAGAACAAGAUGGUGAAAGGCAGCUUCAGCACAGAGCAGUCGGAGAGGGGGUGAGGGGGGAAGUGUGUUCGUGGGAAUGAAAAUAAAGGCAAGCACAGGUUAGGCUGUUGAGAUAAAAGCGAUGGACAUUCAAGAUUAGAUCAUUUGUUUCCCAGUGUGCAGUCAUGUCCCUCUUGACAAGCCUACCAAUGCCAGCACUUCCUCCAUCAAUUCUUUCAUCACAUUUGAUUGACAACAUCACAGAAUAUGAUCUAGGAGUCUGAACCAGCUAUUUUCAUGGACACACUCUUCAUAGUGACUAUGGGUAGGGGAGGGAGAAGAAGAGAAAGUGGGAGAAUUAAAGAGGGAGGGAUAAAAUAUAUAUAUAGAUAAAUAUAUAUAUAUAUUAAAAAUCUAUUUUUAGUCUUGAUAGACUUGUUUUAAAUGAAAGGUGCGCUAUCCCUUUUUAUGCAUUAAAUUCCAUUUUUAGGACCCACAUAGGUAUGAAAUUGCUCAUAAACGUGUAUUAACUAGAAGUCAGAAAAGGCCUUUACAAUGUAAUCACUUUUUCUUUUGGAAGGAGUGUUGGAGUUAAUGAGCUUUCUUAAUCAAACUUGUUUCUCUGCUCCAUUUUCCACAAUAGAAGAUCCAGGUUUUAAAGAAUACAAGUUUUUUGUUGCUGGCAAAAUUGUCUGCAGGGAUGAGAGUGGGGAUGAAUGGUUGCUGGGUGCUUGUAUUUGUGUACGUGUGAAUAGCAUUUUUUUUUCUUAAAAAAAAAAGAAAAGAAAAACACUAUUUAUUUUUAUUAAGAAAAGCCUGAGAAGCAUCAGAAGACUAUUAUGUCAUGUGGUUUGUGAAAUAAAGAGUGUCUUCUACUUGCUUCAUAUUCAGAUACUUUAACCUUAUAUACAUAACUUUGUACCAAAAGGUGGGAGAUUGGGGCCAUUGUUGGCCACUGACAAAUAUUCCCAAAUCAUUCCAAGGAAUUGCUGCCUUUUUUGGAGGCAGUCUAUGAGGCUUGCCUACUAGAAAGGGGCAUUCAACAGAUGUUUGAAUGUUGAUAUAAUCAGUGUGUGUUAAGCUGUCCAGGAAAAUUCAGUUAGCUCUUCUCUUCUUUUGUUACCCAAAAGGAGGAAGGGGGAAUGUCAAUUUAGCAGCCUACACCACAUGGUUAUUUUUUCUUCGUUUGUACAUUGUGUAAUUGUAAACAUUUGAGUUUUAGAAAACAAAACUUUUUUCUCUUGUUAAGGCCUUAAGAAGGGGUUAGUGCAUCUUUCACGGAUCACUCUGCCAUGGGAAUAAAAUAGCUGUUUCACAAACAGUUUUAUAUAUAUAUAUAUAUAUUAAAAAAAACUAAAAGGAAAAACCCACAAAAAACCUAAUAAACUUCAUUUUAACCUAAUUUUAUCUGUGAAAUUUAAUGUAUUUCACUUCUUUGUGAACAAGCCAUUUUUCCACAGUUGCUGUUUAUAAUUUAAAUUACUAGCUUUACUUCUCAGAUUUAAAAUGAGUCCCCAUGCUUCUUUGGGGAUGGAUUGAAGACAGACUCUACAUUGAUGCCAAUAAACUUCUGAUUUCUUUUAUUUAAAAUACAGGUGGGGAAACAUUCCUGUCUGGUUUUCAAGUGUCCUUUUCUUAGUCACAACUAAAGUGCAAGCCAAUGUGUCAUAAUGGUUAGAGCGUUGGACUAAGAUUGGGCAGAUGAGUGUUCUAAUCCCUGUCAUGAAGCUCAUUAGAUGAUUUAGGGCUGUCUUUAUUUCUCUGUCUAAUCAACCUCACAGGAUUAGUAAAGGGAAGCUAAGGAUAUUGCCUUGAGUUCUGGGAGACUUUGAAAAAUAUAAAUGUUUCCUAUACACAACUUUUAAAAAAAGUGUCCAUUCAUAGCUAUUGUCAGUGUUUCAAGGCUGCAUGAUUCCAAGAGGCAGAUACAGCUAGAGAGAAAAGUAUUAACCUGCAUAUACUGUAAUCUCUGCCCAAAAUUCAUAAUUUAACUUUUUUCUUGGUUUUAAAAGCUGUUUGUUGCCCCAGAUUCUGUUAUAUAUUUCUAAAAAAGAUUUUUUUUAAUUUUCUUCUACAGAAAGUAGGCCAAGCAUCACACUUGGCUUUUGAGUGGUACUACUAAAUAAAGCAGUGUGCGGAACCAAAACAAAACUGAAUUAAAUUUUGGUUCAUUUAAUUAACAUUAGAUAUAGUUAAUACAGUUUUUCCUCCAAGCAUGUAUUUAAUAAUGUUCAUAUUUUUAACUGUAAUUUACAUUUGCAGUUUUUUUAAAAAAAAAACUUUUAAAAAUAUCUGUGGAAUUAUUUAUCUGAGGUUUUCAGGAACCAAAUAAUUGGUUUCUCAUUCAUCUACUUUUAUCCACGCAGUAUGUUAUAAACUUUUACCAUCUUCUUCCUUUACUUCCUUUAUAUACAUUCUAAUUGCAAGUAAUUGCAUUUUGCCAAAGUUCCACUAAGGGCAAUAAGAAAAAUAGUCUGUGAAAAGACAAGAGCCACUAGUUAAGUCAACAAGCAAUUUAGGAUUCAAGGAUUUUAUUACAUUAGGAUCCUAGUGGAUUCACUGAAAAUGAAUAGAUUUUGGACCAAUUUCGAAUACAGAAUAUAUUCACAAAAAAAAAAAAUCAUAAACCCUCUGGAAACUUUGAAAGAAUAACAUGUUUUGCAACAAGUAGCAAGUUAAUAAAGCUUAAUAUGUAACAAUUUUGACUCUUAAAAUACAAAAUUUCAAACAUUUGUCUCCCUGUGGAAGAAAAAAAAUUAAUGUAUUUUUCUUAAAAACUGAUUUAAGAAACAUUUGUAUUUUAAAAUGUUUGAAGUAAAAUUUACCAUUCAGCAAAAAAGGAUUUUAUUCCUAUUUUUAUCCCCUAUAUUGGUCUCAAAUACCAAAGCCUAUUUAUAUAUUUAUUAUAUUUAUAUAUAAAUAUUAUAUUUAGUAAUAAUACUUUCCAAUCAUGUUUGUAGGUUUGGUGCCAAAAGGUUUAGGCAACGUAUACUUACAGUGGAAUAGUCCCAAUUUGUUUAGUUUGUUCAGAUUUAAGAAAGAGCUAUACUGAUUGUGGGACGGAAUACACAAAUUUGGAAGAAACAUUGAAUUAGCUAUCAGUUAAGUACUCAUUCUGAUAUUUCAAAGUUUGGAAUAAAAAUAUUCAAUAGUAUCUUCAAGGCGCCACCUCAAUAUUUAGAUUGUAAACUGGACAGGAAACUGGCAUUCAUUUGCUAUAUAAAUUAAUAUUAGUGUAUUGUAUCGUGAUGAAAUCAACAUCAUCAAUGCACUGCCCUCUGAACCAACAGAAAAGUUUCAUCUUUGAUUUUUUUUCACUUGUCUAUUUGAAUAGCUUAUCUGCUUACUCUUCUCCAAGCUAAAAAUAUAUCCAGCAUUCAACAUGGCUCAGAUUACUUACUCUGGUUGCCUAUCUCUGGAUAUGCCCUGUUUAAUACCCUUAAAAUAUUGCACCAGUACAUGGACCUUGAUAAGCACAUGGAUGUAUUACUAUGAAUGAACCUUCCCCCUAAUCUUCAAUAAGACAAAUGUGGGUUUUUGCCUUGAAAGAUGUUUGAAAAUCAAAGGUAAUACAAAAUGCAAUAGUGUACAUACACUUUGGAGAUCACAUUGCUGUGGAAUUGAAAACAAUUUCACUAGCUUCCUAUUUGUUUCUGAGCACAAAUCAAAUCUGUCUGACAAACCCUGAACAGUUCAAAGUUAAGAAAUCUGAAAGUGCCUUUUUCACAUUAAAUUGCUAUUAAGAGCAGCAAUUUUAUUAUACGUUUGG
Messenger RNA from Pseudonaja textilis, 9689 nucleotides. RefSeq names its product transcription factor 20 (gene TCF20). NCBI's taxonomy places the organism in Eukaryota, Metazoa, Chordata, Lepidosauria, Squamata, Elapidae. The record is from RefSeq and is a predicted model, not a curated record. Gene Ontology annotation, cellular component: nucleus. Gene Ontology annotation, biological process: regulation of transcription by RNA polymerase II.